Messenger RNA from Cryptomeria japonica (Japanese cedar), 1593 nucleotides. Its product is annotated as cytochrome P450 750A1-like. Gene Ontology annotation, molecular function: monooxygenase activity; iron ion binding; heme binding. The transcript is spliced from 2 exons. NCBI's taxonomy places the organism in Eukaryota, Viridiplantae, Streptophyta, Pinopsida, Cupressales, Cupressaceae. The record is from RefSeq and is a predicted model, not a curated record. Bases 1 to 1593 code for a protein of 530 amino acids.
AUGGCUUCUACGGGCUUUCCUGAAUCUUCGGACUCACUAAUUAUAGCUAGAGGCGGUGCUUAUGCUCCAGCAACAGCUACACUGUGUUCACUCAUAAUUUUCUUGUGGGUUUUGCUUAGAUUUAGCGUGAAAAGGAAGAAUACACUGGGAUCGAGAUUACCCCCAGGACCGUUUUCAUGGCCUAUUAUAGGAAAUCUGAACCAACUGAGAAAGCUUCCUCAUCGCGAUCUUCAUGCACUUGCUAAGAAAUAUGGGCCCAUUAUGAUGUUGAAAUUGGGUUCUGUUCCCACUGUUGUGGUUUCCUCUUCUGCCAUGGCAAAGGAGUUCUUGAAAACCCACGAUUUAGUUUUUGCAAGCCGACCUCUUUGUGCUGCGGGGAAAUACCUUGCUUAUAAUUACAAGGACAUGGCGUUUGCUCCUUAUGGGCCUUAUUGGAGGCACAUAAGGAAGCUGUGCGUGGCAGAAUUGCUGAAUACCAGAAGGAUCGAUUCCUUCAGAUACGUACGAGAGGAAGAAAUGCUUGUCAUUGUUCGUUCAGUGUGGGAGAUGUCUGGGCAGGGUAGGAAGCCUGUUAAUGUCACCAACUUGUUUUCAUCGUUUGGGCAGGCUGUUAUGUGGCGAAUCCUUUCCUGUACCAAAAUUUCAUUUCACGGUGAUACUCAUCUGGGUGGUCAUGGCGAAGAGAUAAAGAAGAUGGCUGCAGAGGCGGCAGCUACGAUAGGACUUAUCAAUAUCGGAGACUUCAUUCCUUACUUAGACUGGAUGGACUUGCAAGGAGUGAAGAGGCGCAUGAAAAAGGUACACGAGUCCUUCGACCAAGUGGUAAGUAAAAUAGUAGAGGAGCACCAGCAGCGCAAGGCGAAGUUGCAGGAGGAGUUGGAACAAGACUCUGAUACGAAGGAUAUCAUUGACCUUCUCUUGGAAAUGGAGAGCCUUGAUGGAAUGCCAAUCACAAAAGAAAACAUCAAAGCCAUUGUUUUUGGUAUGUACUUGGCUGGAAUUGAGACGACGACUACUACGUCAGAUUGGGCAAUGAGUGAGAUUAUUAGACACCCUAGAGUGGCCAAGAAAAUGCGAGAGGAAAUCGAUUCAGUUGUAGGCAGAGAGAGGGUUGUAAGUGAGCGUAAUAUAGCAAGCAUGGAGUACGUGCAGUGUGUGUUGAAGGAGACACUGAGGUUAUAUCCAGCGGCACCGUUCCUGCUUCCACACGAAUCGACCCAAGAUUGUACAGUUGGGGGAUACUUCAUUCCUGAGAGAACCAGGCUCAUGAACAAUGCUUGGGCUAUCGGAAGAGACCCAUCCUUGUGGGAAGAUCCUCUGGAAUUCAGGCCGGAGAGAUUUCUGGGUAAAAAUAUUGAUUUUGUGAGAGACAUAGAGUAUUUUGAUAUGUUGCCAUUUGGAGUAGGAAGGAGAGGAUGCCCAGGGGUACCCAUGGCUAGUGUAACCGUUAACCUUAUGUUGGCUCAGCUCGUUCACUGUUUUGAGUGGACCGUGGAAGGAGAUUUGGAUAUGACAGAAGUCUUUGGAGGUACCACGCCCAGGAGGGAUGAACUUCUCGCCUGUCCUGCCCUGAGGCUGUCUACCUGCCCUUAA